Molecule: messenger RNA, 518 nt
Organism: Propithecus coquereli (Coquerel's sifaka)
Lineage: Eukaryota; Metazoa; Chordata; Mammalia; Primates; Indriidae
Gene: GTF2H5
Product: general transcription factor IIH, polypeptide 5
Exons: 3
Coding region: 86-301 (71 amino acids)
Biological process (GO): transcription initiation at RNA polymerase II promoter; transcription by RNA polymerase II; nucleotide-excision repair, preincision complex assembly
Cellular component (GO): transcription factor TFIIH core complex; transcription factor TFIIH holo complex
Source: RefSeq, a predicted model, not a curated record
CGCACUCUGUCUGCGACACCGAGGGGCCGCUGGGUCUGUGGGCGGAGCAUCCUUGAGGUCAUCUGCACAUUCUGAGUGGGAAAAGAUGGUCAACGUCUUGAAAGGAGUGCUUAUAGAAUGUGAUCCUGCCAUGAAGCAGUUUCUGCUGUAUUUGGAUGAGUCCAAUGCCCUGGGGAAGAAGUUCAUCAUUCAAGACAUUGAUGAAACUCAUGUCUUUGUAAUAGCAGAGUUGGUUAAUGUCCUCCAGGAGCGAGUGGGUGAAUUAAUGGACCAAAAUGCUUUUUCUCUUACCCAGAAGUGAAAAUACUAGAUAUUGACCACUUGGGAAUUACAAGCAGCAAAUGUGAAAGACUUACUUGCUUAGGAGCCUGCUGUGGGAAAGACCGAGGGAUCAUUUGCCCAGAAAAAAACACCCUGAACUGAUUUUUUUGUACCCUAGAAUUAAAAAAAAAAAACCCAAAAAAUCUUUAACAGUUGGCUGUAAUUUGACUUAUUAUCCUUUAUUAAAAUAUAAAUGU